GUGGACUGAUAAGACACACAUAGGAGAGAGGAAGAGGUGAGGGGAAGGACAGAGAGAGAGCAAAGGAGAGAAACAAGUCAGAUAGAGAAGUAGAAUCAGCAGAGAAAUAGGAAGGAUGUUGACUCAGCAGUUGAGGGGAAAAGAGGAAGAGGAAAGCUGUGAGUGUGUGUGAGAGUGUGUGAGUGUCACUCUGCUGAUCUGCUCCUGCCGGGGUUAACGUCUAAAUGGAGGAGCCAAAGGUGUCCCGGUCCAUAGAGCUAAAUGACGGCUCCCUGAUGCCAGCGCUGGGGCUCGGGACCUGGAAGCCCUCCCCUAUCUCCCCCUCCUUGGUGCAAGGUGCAGUGGAGGCAGCCAUCGCGGCCGGUUACCGUCACAUAGACACCGCCUUCAGCUACAACAACGAGGCUUACAUCGGAAAGGCCCUGCGCUCCAAGAUGCGGCAGGGCAUCAUCCGGCGCCAGGACAUGUUCAUCGUCAGUAAGCUGUGUGAUACCUAUCAUGCCCCAGAGGACAUCCCUGUGUGCCUGGAUAAGUCCCUGAAAGACCUCCAGCUGGACUACCUUGACCUGUACCUCGUGCAUUUCCCUGUUGGCCUAAAGAAAAUGGGUGAUGCUUUCCCGGAGAAAGAUGGAAAGAUAUUGUCGUCUGACAUCGACUAUGUGGAUGUGUGGAGGGGGAUGGAGGCGCUGCAGGCCUCAGGGAAGGUGAAGAGCAUCGGUGUGUCUAACUUCAGCGUCCUGCAGCUGCAGAGACUCCUGGCACUGUGCAGGGUCCCCCCCGCUGUCAACCAGAUCGAGCUGCAUCCCUACCUGGUGCAGACUGAGAUGAUAGAGUUCUGUAAAUCCAAGAACAUCGUACUGACUGCCUACAGUCCGUUUGGCUCGCCUGGAAGACCCGUCGAGCUGCAGAGAGGAGACACUGAUCCUCUGAAGCUGCUGGAGGACCCUGUGGUGGCAGAUAUCGCCAAGAAGCACAGACACAGCGCCGCACAGGUGUUGCUGAGGUACCACGUGCAGCAGGGUGUUACAGUCAUCCCUAAGAGUGACAGGCCUCACCACAUCCUGGAAAACACAAAGAUCUUUGACUUCAGUCUGACUGAAGAGGACAUGCGAGCACUGAGAGAACUGGACCGCGGGUGGAGGUCCUGCGUGCAGGAGGAAAUCAAGUCCCACCCGUACUACCCCUUUGUAUGAAGCUGCCAGAGCAGUGGAGAGGAGACGGCAACAAGACCACAGCAUCACACAUUGCCAUUCAGCUGUGCCUUACUUACACAAUGAUAAGCAUAUAGUAGUCUAGUGUACCCAAAAAUGUUGAAUACUCCAAAGUUUUAAGCAUAAUACGGUCCCCAGCACAUAGAAACUGCUGGAUGCUAACUUUCAUAUGUUGGGCAAUUUGAACAAUUAUCACCAGUUGUGUUAAUUUGCAUUAAUGGCAUUAUAGCUUAUUUGGACAAUAGCAGAUUUGGACAGCUUUGGAGUUGUUUCAGGGGUUAUUGAGGAUGCCGUUUUAACCAGAAAGUGGACAUAUUUGUACUCCCGGGUUGACUACAAUGAAUAGUGUUGUGACCAUUGGAUAUAGAGAGCACAAGAUGAAAAUUAUUACUUCUUCUCUGGACAUUUUUUUCUUCUUCAUAUGAAUAAGCAAUCUGACCAAUCCAAAUGAUCCAGAGUCUACUUGAACUUCCAAAAUCGACCCAAAUUUAAUUAAAAUCAGUUAGUUCCCAUACGCUAUAAUUGUAAUGAAUGCUAAUUAACACAACGUAUGCUAAUUGUGCAAAUUUCCCAACAGAUGCAGGUUAGCGUCUGGCAGUGUCUAUGUGCUGGAGACCCCUCCUAUACAUUUCUAACAUUAAACUUUGGGGUACUCAACAUUUCCGGGUUCACAACAGGACUCUAGGAGCUGGGAACUACACUAUAUUGUGCAGGUGAACACACAUUUUAAGAUGAUUCAUCCUUCAAAUGUGAUUGUAAUUAUUAAUAAACUCAACAAAUAUAAGCUUUUACAAGUGAAGUGAUUACUUCUGUUCCGUGUUUUGAAUAAAAUACGUUGUCUUUACA
Messenger RNA from Eleginops maclovinus (Patagonian blennie), 2057 nucleotides. RefSeq lists its product as uncharacterized. The record is from RefSeq and is a predicted model, not a curated record. Gene Ontology annotation, molecular function: aldose reductase (NADPH) activity. Lineage: Eukaryota; Metazoa; Chordata; Actinopteri; Perciformes; Eleginopidae. Gene Ontology annotation, cellular component: cytosol.